AAGAGUAUCUCCAGGACCAUGUCGAAACUCAACUGAAGCAGCAGAUGGAGGCGCAUAAACCGGGGCGACUUCAUACCGACAAUCGGUUCCACGAACAAAAGUCUAAGCAGAGACUGCAGCAGCUUCUUUCCAGUCUCAAAUACCCCGGAAUGAACAACCGCGCCAAUGCCGUGCGAAACUCCGACCCUGAUUCAUUCCAUUGGAUCUUUGCAGAGGGUAGCGAGAAUGCCUUUCUUCACUGGCUUGCGUCGAGGAAAACCUCUUUUCUGGGUCAAUGACGAGCCUGGCUCUGGAAAAAGCACACUUAUGAAGUUCAUCCUUGAAGAUCAAGGAACCUAAAUGGCGUUUGUGUGUGACUCGACGGCGACGAGGCCAGCGGUUGCGGAUCUUUGCCGUCAAACCAGCAAGCUCGGGGCAACCCUCAGGCAACGGACCAUCCUAGUUUUGAUGCACAAUGGCGAUCCACUCGUAUUCAACAUUGCUUGGUGCGAUCAGGUCGACCUCCAGCUGAACAGCAAUCGUGUUAUCCUCGAGGUGGACUUGGCGUUUCUCCUCAAUUUAUACUUGCAGGCUCUCGAGGCGAAUGGGGAGAUGUCCAAGUCACCCAGAAUGCAGGAAUUCCAGAUACUCGCCAAGAAUGUCAGCAAAUCUAGGUCGGCCAAGGUACUGGGCUUGACGUUCCGGGAGCAACCAAGCAUAACCGAUCAUCGAGAUCACACAGUAUUCCAGUUUGAAUCUGAGCAUGAUAGCUUAGAUAGCUCAGAGCUACUUGGAUUAGUGCGUAAAUGCCAACUCGUCAGCAUCGAGGACUUUGCACUCUUGAUAGCGCCUAGAUUCACAGCAUCGACUUGGGAUCGGCUUUGCAGGACGGUCAGUAUAGGGAACAAUAGCCGUACCAUGUCGUUGGGACAACUGGAAGCCCAACGUGUUGAACAAGGCCUUCUAAUUCGUAUUAACAAGUUCAAGGGCUGGCCCCCUGUGCACUAGUUAUGGCUCUUACGUUAGCGGUAAUUGUGAUUCUGUUUCCGCGACCUCAGAGGUGCACUUGGAGGUCCUGGCUAAUUCCCCACAUUAGACACAGGAGACACAGUAGACAAUACAUCUCGGUUGAAAAAGGAUUUGCUGGACCUUUCCACAGUGGCACAGCAAUCAAUAGAUAGAUAGAUAGACAGACAUAUAA
Lasiosphaeria miniovina is the source of this 1180-nucleotide messenger RNA. RefSeq lists its product as uncharacterized. Lineage: Eukaryota; Fungi; Ascomycota; Sordariomycetes; Sordariales; Lasiosphaeriaceae. The transcript has a single exon. The coding region runs from base 340 to 987 and encodes 215 amino acids. The record is from RefSeq and is a predicted model, not a curated record.